This is a messenger RNA of Owenia fusiformis, 1814 nucleotides long. NCBI's taxonomy places the organism in Eukaryota, Metazoa, Annelida, Polychaeta, Sabellida, Oweniidae. The record is from the annotation of a GenBank genome assembly.
UUUUUUCACAGUAAGUCUUAGUUGGAUUUUAGUCAUACAACAUCGGCGAAACUUGACACAAACAAUGUUGGGUUCUAAUAUGGCACAAACAAAGUACAACGCUACUGGCAAAUGGACUCAAAAUACUGAAGAUGUAAUCAAUAAAAAAGUUGGAGCAAUAUGCCAACCGGUGAGGAACCUCGUGUUUGUUAAGGUAGCAAAGUGUGGAGGGUCAACGUUGACAAAUAUUUUCCAACGAUAUGGCGAAGCACAUAAUUUAACCUUCCUCCUACCUAAACCCAAUACGUCCUCUAUAAAACAAGAAGACAUUCUUGAACAUAUUGGUAAGCCUGUCAAUAUGAUUGUACAGCAUGCGCAAUACAAUGAAGAACUUAUGAAGAAGCUCAUGCCGAAUGACACUGUCUACAUCGGAUUGAUACGAGAACCACUACGUCACCUGAAAUCCUUAUAUAAUUAUAAAAAAUUGGGAAAUAUUCCGUCAAUGCCCACUUUGGCCGAAUUUGAGGAGAAUCCGUGGAAAUACACGCACACGAAUCGGAUGAAAAGUCUCAUGAAUAACCAAAGUAGAUGGUACGGAUUGAAAAAUUUUAUUAAAGGAAAACUCAAUAAAGACGUCAACCUGACCGCUAAAUUUGUUGAAAAGAUUGCCAAACAAUUUGAUCUAAUCCUGGUGACAGAUCACAUGAAGGAAUCUCUAGUACUGCUAAAGGAUGUACUCUGUUGGACAUUGGAUGAUAUGUUAUUUGUAUCUCAUAAGGUAGCAAAUGAAAAUAUUGUUAACUUUAAUACAGGAGGGCUCCAAGAAUCUAACGAACACACCCCAAAUAUGGAUAUCGCCGUAAAGAAUAUGCGCCGCUACAGCAGAGUCGACUACGGUAUGUUUGACUUCUUCAACUAUACACUGUGGGAACGGAUCAAAACAAAGGGAGAUGCAUUUCGAAAUGACUUAAGACAAUUUGAAGAUAAACUGCGUUUUCUUCAUAGUACCUGUUACUACGCAAAGGAAAGCCUGGCUCUCUCAGAGGAAUACAUUGAGAAAGUUGUCCACGAGGAUACUUCAUCGGCUGACUAUAAAUGUCAUCGUAUGCUUCUUCCACCUACACAGUAUGGUCAUUACAUCAUUCGCCCAAAACAGGACAAUUAGAUACAUGGUUACAUGCAUUCUAUUUUCACAUUUGACUUGACAGAAGACAUUCAACACGCAGAGAUGUUACAAAUCAACACUAUUGUUAUAGUCUUUUUGUGGACUGUAUUCGGCGUCUGUAACAAAUGUCGUCUGUGACAAAUGGCAGGUGGUGACAUUUUGCAUGUUAAUGCCUUGUUAUUCUUUUAUCAUAUGAACUAUUUUGCUUGAUGAUUGACAUACAUUACCAUAAGUUCAAUCUAAAUCAAUGUAAGACACCAAAACGAAUGACUUCGAACUGUUUUAUGUUUUGUGUUUAUGUGGCUACGAUCUGUUCUAUGUUUUUAUGUGGCUACGAACUGUUCUAUGUGUUUAUGUGGGUACGAACUGUUGUAUGUCUUUAUGUUUUUUGCACUGUAUAGUGGAUUAUUUGUGAUUAAAAAAUUAAAACAUUUAUUCGAAAAAUGGGAGGAAAUUUGAAUAUUUGAAAAAUAAAAAGCUGAGGACUUCAUCUUUUUCAAAAAUCUCUAAAAUAACCCGAGGCCUUUAAGCUUAAAGUACAAAAUGGGGGUAAAAAUGAAUGCAUUGUAAAAAAUCUUAAGCUUUCUUCAAAUGAAUAGAAAUGACAAGGAAUGAUAAUAGCCCAAAAUAUAUUUUAAAAUGAAGCAAUUUCAGUCAAGGUUGCUCGCUU